Raphanus sativus (radish) is the source of this 1280-nucleotide messenger RNA. RefSeq names its product metacaspase-5-like. Gene Ontology annotation, molecular function: cysteine-type endopeptidase activity. Lineage: Eukaryota; Viridiplantae; Streptophyta; Magnoliopsida; Brassicales; Brassicaceae. The record is from RefSeq and is a predicted model, not a curated record. The transcript is spliced from 2 exons. Gene Ontology annotation, biological process: proteolysis. Bases 35 to 1210 code for a protein of 391 amino acids.
ACAAGAGAAUAUUUUAAUCAAUUCAUCAGAAUCAAUGGUGAAGAAAGCUGUAUUGAUAGGGAUCAAUUAUCCUGGAACCGAAGGAGAGCUGUUGGGCUGCAUCAAUGACGUCAAGAGGAUGCACAAAUCACUCAUCGAACUGUACGGGUUCUUGGAGGAGAACAUCGUUGAGAUGAUUGAUACAGACACGUCAAAAACCCAACCCACCGGCAAGAACAUUCGACAGGCGUUGUGGGGUCUUGUUGGGUCGGCAAAGUCAGGUGAUGUUCUCGUUGUUCAUUACAGUGGACACGGGACUAGGUUGCCACCGGAGACAGGAGAAGACGAUGAUACUGGCUUUGACGAGUGUAUAGUUCCCUCCGAUAUCAACUACAUCACCGAUGAUGAUAUCAAAGAAAUUGUGAGUCAUGUGCCCAAGGACUGUUCCUUUACAUUCGUCUCCGACUCUUGUCAUAGUGGUGGUCUUAUUGACUCAGCCAAGGAGCAAAUAGGAGAGAGCUUUAAAAAGAAGUCCAAUAAAAAGUUCAAAUGCCUUUUUGGACUCUUUUGUUCCAAAGGUACAACAAGUAAGGCUGCAUCAAAAGAAGAAACAUCCAUCGAGAUUGAACAAGAAGGUGGUGAAAACAAUGUCAAUGGCAGAAACAGAUUUCUACCACUACAGACUUCGAUCAAUAUGUUGAAGCAAGCUACAGGAAUAGAUGAUAUCAAAGAGGGGAAUAUCAGGACGACCCUUUUCGAUUUGUUUGGAGAAGAUGCAUCCCCAAAGGUGAAGAAGUUCAUGAAGGUGAUACUGAGCAAUAUGCAAGAGAGUACUGGUGAGGGUUUGAUGUUGGGGACACUUGGGAAACAAGCAAUAAUUUUUCUGAAGGAUAAGUUAAAUGAUGAAGACUAUUUGAAACCUGCGAUGGAGACACAAGUCAAGAGCAAGAAAGAGGUCUAUGGAGGGGCUAUUAAUGGAGGACUUAGAAGCAAUGGUAUUCUGCUUAGUGGGUGCCAAACUAAUCAAGUUUCUGCUGACGUUGGCUCUAAAGACAAGGCCUAUGGAGCAUUCACGAAUUCAUUACAGAUCAUACUUGCUGAGACAAAAGGUAAGAUCGGUUACAAAGAGUUGGUUUUAAAGUCCAGGAAGUAUCUUGAAAAACAGGGUUAUCCUCAACGACCAGGGUUGUAUUGUAGCGACAGUUACGUGAAUGCUCAGUUCAUAUGUUGAGAAAAACUUUGACAUGUUUGUAAUUUUCUUCAGAUACAUUUGGUUUGAUGUUGAACAAGUAUUCAUGUGA